Messenger RNA from Chenopodium quinoa (quinoa), 2136 nucleotides. RefSeq names its product mitochondrial inner membrane protein OXA1-like. NCBI's taxonomy places the organism in Eukaryota, Viridiplantae, Streptophyta, Magnoliopsida, Caryophyllales, Amaranthaceae. The record is from RefSeq and is a predicted model, not a curated record. The transcript has 3 exons. The coding region runs from base 281 to 856 and encodes 191 amino acids.
UUUAACUGUAAUUUUGCCUAUUUUUGUGGUGGAAUGGCUGGAAUUUCUUGUGGGAAGUGAUUGAUUUUUGUUUUUUGAGAAGACGAUUUAGUGCUUAAUUGUAUUUUUUUUUUUUUUUUUGAAGCUGUGCUUAAUUGUAAUUUAGUAGUGAAUCUAUCAAACUUGUUUGAUUGUAUGUUAGAAUUGUAAAACGUAAUUUUUUUUCGCGAAUAAGCUUUAAAAGGGUGUUGUUGGAAGUGCAAUCUUAGACUCCAGAGAUUGGUUUGCUGCAAGUUUUCUUAUGGAAUGUAUUGCGUCUGUUACAUUAUCUAAUCACUCCUUGCUACAUUUUCAGAUGGCUUGUCGACGAAUGUUAACUAAACAAGGCAACCUUUUCCAAAGAUGUUAUCACCCGUCAUUGAGCCACAUUGUUCCUCGCGGUAAUAAAAGUGAUGAGAACUCCCGAUCACCAUAUCCAAGCGCACUCAGUCAACUUGGAUGUGGAAUUAGUAAUAAUGUUUUGUCACACAUUCAUAAUGGAGGCAACAUUGGUGGUAAUGGGGGUUUUAGAGCGCAUUUUGGAUGGAAUAAAUGGUUCCCUGCUGUCAUAUUACCUGAUAGUGUUGUACCGUUGUUAUCUAGAAAGAUUUCAAGCGUAGCUGGUGAAGGAUUUGAUAAUGCUCAACAUCCUCAACAUCAUGGUGACAACAAUAUUAGCAUUUUAACUAGUGAAAAUGUUGAAGUAGUGUCCUCACAAGUUCCUGCCAUUAAUGAGGUAGCUAUCGCAGCUGCUGAUUCUGCCUUCCCAGUUGCUGCACUGCAGUACUUGAUUGAUGCUGUGCAGACAUUGACUGGAUUGAAUUGUGCAACACGCUGAGAAGCUUGAAAGGACAUCCGUCAGCAGGUGACUUUAAGAGAUACUCAAGGGACUUUGUUAUUCUUGUAGUGCCCCUUACAAUGGAUUUUUCUAAGGCAUUCUUCUGUUAUUUGAUAACCUCCAGGCUGUUUGCAUUGUCAUGUGGAGCAGGUGAGUCUUUGACCCUUUAACUUGUUAAAUCUAGUAUAAUAAUCCUAUACAUAAUUGAAUGAUGGCUUUUAAGCAAGCAUCUCUGCCCAUUAUUAUCUACUAUUGCUUCAUAGCUUUUUAUCAGUCUUUUUGCCACAAAUCUCAGCCAUCCACAAUCCAUGAACACCCGAUAAGUUGAGCCAGAGUACAAAACUAGUAUUCUUACCUUCUAGAUGGAAUUACCACCGAAAUGGCCACAAUUUGGUUUUGUGUUUGAAGUCCAAUCUGCCUGAAAAUCUUGCUCCUAGUAUUAUAUAUGUUUAUUUGAAUUAUCUUUCCUAUCAAUUAGGGAAACAAAUAGAAAUAAGAGUUACUGAAGUUUGUUCCUCGUAUGCAUUUUGUACGUGGAUUCUAUUCGCUGAAGGCUCACAGCAGCAUCAUUAGAACCUUGUUCUGGUGUCCACUUUAGCCUUAAGAACUAUAGAAACUUCUAUAGAAUUGUAUGCAUUGGUUAGAAAUUUCAAAGUGGUUUAAUAAAGCUGGUCAUGGUCGGGCUAGGCCCUUUGACAAGAAUUGGGCAGGGUCAGAAACCUUGCUGUCCCUUUUCUAAAAACAAUUUAUUUGUCUGCUGGUUGCAGAAAAUAUUACCUCAUUAAUGAAUCACAGCUGUGAAUGUCCACAUUGUGAUACUUUUUCUUUCCUGCAGCUAUUAAGCGCUCAGAAGCGAGAAAGUUCUUGGAUCUUCCAAUAGCGCCCGCCCCUAAAUCUUCUCCUCAUACAUCCACCUCACAGUCCCAAUCCGAGUCUUCCUCAGAUUCAAGUUAUAAGGCCUCAGGAACACAUUUCUCAUUGCAGUUAUUUAGAGUUAUGAUAUUUUGUCAUUUAGAGGGAGUAUGUUAGACGAUAAGGUCAGACAGAUGUAAUAGAAGACCUCACACGCAAUGUGUUAUGGGAAUCCAUUCAAGUGAACGUAUGUAAUUGAAGCCGUAUUCUAUAAGGGAAGGUAGAAAUGCGCAUGUAAACUGUGUACCUACUAAAAGGCUCCAAUCUAUUGUAUAAUAUUAUCGAGAUUACAGCAUGAAUCGGAUCCUUGCUCUAACACGAUGUCAUGAAAAUGAAGUAUGUAUAUUUGCUAUAUUAAAGAUAUUCCA